AUGAGUCGCAUUGUGGAUUCUGCCGAGGAAGAGCUCCCAUCCAAUGGCCAGGAGGAAGGGAAGCCGAUGUCACUUGCGGAACGUGAGGCCCGCUGGGGAUUUACGCUUGAAGAGCUGCUUGUGGCGACCAAAGUAGUGCGUACGCUUUUUCAUAAUCCCUCUCUCUUCGUGGGGGAUAAUUAUCUCCACGAGAGCCGCCUGUACACGAUGAUCACACGGGACCGCAAGACGAAACGUGAAAACCGCGAAGUGUACAAAAUGAUCAUGAAUGCGGAGAAGAGCCGACGAAAACGUUUUAAACGCAUGCAAGACAUUGAAGCCAUACGACGCACGGAAAUGAAACGAGAGCGAGAGGAGGCUCUUAAUGCGUUGAUGCAGCGGCCAACCACGCCAAUGUUGGCGAUUGAAGGACCAUCGGAAACAAAACCCACCUGCGAGCGCCCGGAACUUAGCGAAGGUGACAUGCUGGCGGAGACUCAACGUGAGGAGGAUGCUCUUGACUCUUUUUCCGCGUAUGAUCGGCAGAUUAUUAGAUUGAUUGGUGCAUUUGAGAAUAUUAUUCGCCUGGAAGAGACUUAUGAUGUCAAUCCCACCGCACCAGACUGGCUAAAAAUUUCGCAGCUUGUGGCGCAGGUCUAUCGUUACUUGCCACAUGCAUUUGGAUCACAAAUGCCUUCUGCUUUAUUUCGCGGUGCCGCUCCCGCCAUGACCCCUCCUGAGCAGCGAGAAAAAUACACGGCAGUUGUAAAGCUACGCAUCGCACAUCUUUGUCUUGAAUGGAUGAAAUUAGCGGAGGUGACUAAAAAUAAUGAAGAGGAUGAUGAGAACAACACGAGAGAUGGCAGAAACAACACCGGAAUAAGAAAUAUUCUUUCUACACAGGAAGAUGUGUUUGUGGCGGACUCUACUUUGCUUCGAAAGGUAUCAUUUCUGCGGAAGUGUGGUGAUAUGAACUCUCUGUUAACUGACGUCCUUUGUGCCGUUCAACACAUCGUGCCGGCAACAGAUAUUUUAAGAUCCCUGGAGGCUGUACUUGCUGAGGGUGUGGCUGAUAACCGAUUUGUUUCCCAUGAUGGGAAUGGGGCAUCCACGUUUUCAGCGGAGGCGUCGUUGAAUCUCUUCAUUGCCCGGAGACUUUAUGCGAGCAGUCGGGUCCGAGAGUGGGGAGAAUCUCCUUUUAAAGUUAACACUUGCCCACCGACAUCGGAGGAUGAGGAACCCGAUAGCUACUCUGUAUUUGAUGAUGCGCGGAUGUACGCUGCCGGUCAGACCGUCCCGUCUGACGAAGUCCUUCAAUUAAACCGCUGGAUUGCUUGUCAUACUUGCCGCGUGCGGUACAACAAGUUGCACCCUUAUUAUUACAGCCUUUGUCACCUCUGUGGGGAAUACAAUUUUAAUAAGAGACUUCUUACGCGAGACCUACGUGGCAAAGUUGUGCUGCUCACUGGCUGCCGCAUUAAAAUUGGUUUCGCAAUGGCCCUCUCCCUCUUGCGGUGCGGUGCUCGACUUGUGGGCACUACCCGGUUUGUACAUGAGGCAUUGGCACGUUUUCAGCGUGAGGCCGACUAUGCCACGUGGGGCGAUCGGCUGCACCUUUUCGCUCUCGACCUCCGGGAUCUUUGGUUGGUGACGCAGUUUUGUGCCUUUGUGAGGCAACACUUUCCAAAAAUAUUUGCCAUCAUUAACAACGCCGCACAAACCAUUGCACGAACAAGGGAGUACACGGCUCAUGUUCGUCAUGUUGAGGCUUUCCCACCAGAAGAACUGCACCGCCGUUUGUACGAGGACACGAAAGCGGGGGAGUGGCAUCGAUUUUUUCUCUCACACACUUCGGUGACAAUUGGGGAACCCCUUCGCAUCGAGCACCAUCCACACGAGCAGCCAUUUCUGGAUGAUGUGAAGGCCGUGGCGAACGGCAAAGACAUGGUCCAUGAGGAGAACGUGACGGGCGAAAAGCAGCAGUCGAUUGUCGCCACAGCCCGUACCGCCGAUACGCACUCUUUAAUUUUUGACCGUUAUGACACUCAGACGGAAGAAAGUGACAGGCGUGAGACGAACUCAUGGAUGAUGCGAUUGGCUGAGGUGCCAGGAAGUGAGGCAGCAGAGAUCAUGGCCAUCAACGCACUUUCGCCACUGAUAAUUAACGGCAAGCUAAAGCCCUGUUUGCUAAAUCGGGAAGGAGAUGCGGCACCAAGCGAGGAACGGUUUAUCAUAAACGUCUCUGCUAUGGAAGGCCAGUUCUACCGUUACAAGCAGGUGACGCAUCCACACACCAACAUGGCGAAGGCUGCCCUCAAUAUGAUGACACGGACGAGCGGUGAGGACUAUGCUCAAGACGGGAUCUUUAUGAACUCCGUAGAUACGGGGUGGAUCACCGAUGAGUCGCCAAGGUUGAAAAAAGAGCGGCGAGCGGAACAGUUGCUUUUGUGUCCACUUGAUGAGAUUGACGCCGCCGCACGCUGUUUGGACCUCAUUUACACAAACAGCAGGGCGUACGGAAAGUUCUUCAAGGACUUCAAAGAAAUACCGUGGUGA
Molecule: messenger RNA, 2535 nt
Organism: Trypanosoma cruzi
Lineage: Eukaryota; Euglenozoa; Kinetoplastea; Trypanosomatida; Trypanosomatidae
Product: oxidoreductase-like protein, putative
Exons: 1
Coding region: 1-2535 (844 amino acids)
Source: RefSeq, a predicted model, not a curated record